Messenger RNA from Impatiens glandulifera, 474 nucleotides. RefSeq names its product stigma-specific STIG1-like protein 3. Lineage: Eukaryota; Viridiplantae; Streptophyta; Magnoliopsida; Ericales; Balsaminaceae. Bases 1 to 474 code for a protein of 157 amino acids. The transcript has a single exon. The record is from RefSeq and is a predicted model, not a curated record.
AUGAACGUGCUCAAGAUAAUCCUCUUAAUUGCCAUAUCAAUGGCUUUCUCCAUCACCCUUGCCAUGAAAACCAUAUCCAAGAUAGAAGAAGCAAAAAUAAUAUCACCCAAUAUCAACACUAACAAAGUCUUGACUAAUUUCAUCAAGCCUAGCCGUUUCCUUGCUGAAAAGAAAAAGGAAAAAUCGAGGAAACACCAUCCAGCAGGCGACAACUGCAAGAAGAACAAACACUUUUGCUUGCUAGAAGACGAUUCGGGAGACUUCUACAACUCAACUUGUUGUAAGAACAAAUGUGUCGAUCUACAAUAUGACGACGAUAAUUGUGGGGCAUGUAACAAACGAUGCGAUUAUACAGAAGCUUGUUGCCGAGGUCAAUGCGUGUACUUGGCAUUCGAUAAGAGACAUUGUGGAGAAUGCAACAAUAGAUGCACUGACGGUUUGUUUUGUAUUUAUGGAAUGUGUGAUUAUGCUUAA